This is a messenger RNA of Arachis ipaensis, 466 nucleotides long. Its product is annotated as protein DETOXIFICATION 43-like. The record is from RefSeq and is a predicted model, not a curated record. NCBI's taxonomy places the organism in Eukaryota, Viridiplantae, Streptophyta, Magnoliopsida, Fabales, Fabaceae. Gene Ontology annotation, molecular function: citrate transmembrane transporter activity.
GACAUUCUGUGUGACAUUGGCUGCAUCAUUGGCAGCAAGAUUAGGCCCAAUUCCAAUGGCUGCAUUCCAAACUUGUCUUCAAGUCUGGUUGACAUCCUCCCUUCUAGUUGAUGGUUUAGCUGUUGCUGUACAGGCAAUUCUAGCAUGUGCCUUUGCUGAGAAAAAUUUUGACAAAGUAACUGCUGUUGCAACAAGGUUAAUUUAUGUUUCCAAUAUUUCAUUUAUCAAUGGAUUUGGUAAUGCUUCGUUAUAUGAUUUUGUGGCUAAUUUCAUUAUAUUAUUACCCCAACAGUUUGUUGCUGCCACACAACCAAUCAAUUCAUUAGCCUUUGUAUUUGAUGGAGUGAACUAUGGUGCUUCCGAUUUUGCUUAUUCUGCAUACUCCUUGGUUUUGGUUUCACUAGCAAAGACUGAUAUAGUAUUUUCUGAUCUGGUUCUAGUUGCAUUUACGGUUAACACUUCCUAG